Oncorhynchus masou masou (cherry salmon) is the source of this 417-nucleotide messenger RNA. RefSeq names its product protamine-2-like. The transcript is spliced from 3 exons. The annotation marks the transcript as partial. The record is from RefSeq and is a predicted model, not a curated record. Lineage: Eukaryota; Metazoa; Chordata; Actinopteri; Salmoniformes; Salmonidae.
AUGGGGAACAGGAGACAGCACACGGGGAACAGCAGACAGCACACGGGGAACAGCAGACAGCACACUGGGAACAGCAGACAGCACACUGGGAACAGCAGACAGCACAUGGGGAACAGGAGACAGCACACGGGGAACAGCAGACAGCACACUGCGAACAGCAGACAGCACACUGCGAACAGCAGACACAGACAGCACACGGGGAACAGAAGACAGCACACUGCGAACAGCAGACAGCACACGGGGAACAGAAGACGGCACACUGCGAACAGCAGACAGCACACUGGGAACAGCAGACAGCACAUGGGGAACAGGAGACAGCACACUGGGAACAGCAGACAGCACACGGGGAACAGAAGACAGCACACUCAGCACACUGGGAACAGCAGACAGCACACGGGGAACAGCAGACAGCACACG